Rotaria sp. Silwood2 is the source of this 606-nucleotide messenger RNA. Lineage: Eukaryota; Metazoa; Rotifera; Eurotatoria; Philodinida; Philodinidae. The record is from the annotation of a GenBank genome assembly.
AUGUAUCGUUGUGCUAAUUCAUCAAAAUGUAUCUCCAAAUAUCGUCUUCUCGAUGGUAUUCAAGAUUGUCUUGCAAAUGAUGAUGAAACUUAUGGCAAUAGCUGUUCACUCGGUCAUCACUAUCGUUUUCAAUGUUCUGAUGAUUGGCCGAAAUGUCUUUCGCCUUUACUUAUUCAUGAUGAUUACGAAGAUUGUCCAGUAGGUGAAGAAGAGAUUCAAUUUCCUUGGCGCAUUGCUCAAAGUCGGACGAACAUUUCCUUUGCCACAAUAUGCGAUGGUUUUCGUGAAUUAGAGCCGAUCUUGAUCGAUGAUCAAUAUCAUACGGAUGAAACCGAAUGCAAUUAUUGGCCAUGUCAGAAUGAAGGUCAAUGUAUUCCAUACGAUUGGCGUCGACCCAAUCAAGAACAUACUUGUUUUUGUCCUCAAGGUUAUGAUGGUCUAUCGUGUACCAUAAUGAGCGAUCGAAUCACUAUUUCGUUUCAUUCCGAUAUUGAAAUUCCUGAUUUCAUUCGUGUACAUAUCAUUGCAAAUAAAUUGGGAUUAUCCGAUGAAUAUACACAACUAUUUCUUCGAAUUCCUUUUGAUCAAACUUCAGUGUCAUUCUAG